Branchiostoma floridae (Florida lancelet) is the source of this 5663-nucleotide messenger RNA. RefSeq names its product ATP-binding cassette sub-family C member 9-like. The coding region runs from base 315 to 5195 and encodes 1626 amino acids. Gene Ontology annotation, molecular function: sulfonylurea receptor activity; ABC-type transporter activity; ATP binding. The record is from RefSeq and is a predicted model, not a curated record. The transcript is spliced from 42 exons. Lineage: Eukaryota; Metazoa; Chordata; Leptocardii; Amphioxiformes; Branchiostomatidae. Gene Ontology annotation, biological process: potassium ion transport; transmembrane transport. Gene Ontology annotation, cellular component: membrane.
AUUAGCUAACCGGUCAAUGAACAACCCGGUGUGGGGGGUCCGACGAAGGGUUUUUCGUUCGCGCAUUGUUCCCGAGAUCUGACAGCCUGACAGACCAUGACGACCGGGCGGCAUGAUGGCGUCUGGCGAUUUGUAUACUCCUGACAGCUAAACUAGAACAACCAACAGCCAGGUACGCAAGGUACAUAGCGACGGCCUACAAUACCAAGCAUUUCGUACUUGGCGCUGUGUAUGCUCAGUCAGAGCUGAGGAAGGGGGCACCGAAGAGGUAGGUUGUUAACAAGCGGUGAACAAGCCCGUGUUCCAGCGGUGCCAUGGCGGACUCGCUGUUCUGUGGCCCGGCCUACCCUUCUGUCAAUGGCAACACUACAGCAGUGGACGUCAGGACCGAGGAGUGCCUCGUGGAUGGACUCAACUUAAUACCACAUGCGGGGUACCUGCCAUUGGCUCUUUUAGCUCUAGUACUGUGGAGAUGGAAAAAGAGUAAAGCUACCGAGCGUCAGAAGGGAUGGGUCUUGUUCCCAGGACACUACGCUCGAUGGACCGUCACUCUCGUUCUUCUAUUUAUUACCCUUUGCGAGGUAGGGGAGGGUGUUGUAUCGGACGGUUACACCCCAGGACAUCACAUCCACCUGUACCUGCCGUGGAUAGUCGCACUACUGGCCACCCUGCUGGCAUGUGUAUACUACUACCAGGUGGAAACGUCCAACAAACCCCGUCUGUUGUUACCGCUGUGCGUGUACUACGUCAUGUCUGCCGGCUUCAAAGCUGCCCGGCUGGCUCAUCUGUACAACCGUGACGUCAGCUCUACCCGACUCCGGCUCAGUCUGACAUGGACGUCUGUCGUCCUAUACGCAAUGCAUAUCGUCAUUGAAGGAUAUGCCAUGUUCAAACUGAAGUACCUGUCGGCCAGCCCAGUCCAGCUGAAGCCGCACAGCGACCUGAAGGAUGACAACAUGUACUACGUGUUUCCUUACGUCACGCUGCCGUCACGUCUCACGUUCUGGUGGGCCAGCUUCAUCCUCCGGGUGGGCUACAAGGAACCUCUGGAGAUGUCCCACCUGGGCAAGAUCCCCAAGCUAAUGCGUGCCAAGCCAUCGUAUGGUGUAUUCAAAGCCACUUAUGACCAUGACAAGGAAAAGGCUGAAGCGAAGAACAAGAAGCUGUCGCUGUGGGGUGUCUACAUCAAGUCCUUCAGCGGUGCCUUCCUCAUCUCUGGUAUCCUCAAACUCAUGGUGGAUGUCCUGACGUUUGCCAGUCCUCUGAUCCUGAACGGUGUUGUCACCUGGGCCACUCUUAAUCUCCAAGGGGGAGAAACGGAACAACCUGCAGCUGUUUACAGGGGCCCGUACCUUGUGACAGCGGGAGAGUUCUUUGGGAACGGGUUCAUCCUGAUCAUCGUGCUGCUAAUCACCAAUGUGCUGAGGUUCCAGUUUGAGUACUUCAGCGUCUACAUGACCUUCCAGCAGGGGAUACAGCUCAAAACUGCCCUACAGACAAUGAUCUACAACAAAGUGCUGAAGCUUUCUUCCUGGGUGCUGAGCAGCGACAAGGUCACGGCAGGUCAAGUCAUGAACCACGCCGGUAUGGACGCCACGAUGCUGAUGUUCAUGAUGACAAUGAUCCACAACCUGUGGUCCAUGCCGAUUCAGCUUGUUGCUGGCUGUAUCCUGCUGUACUUCCAACUGGGCUGGAGCGCCGUGGUGGGGGCUCUACUCAUCAUCAUCAUGUCUCCUGUCAACUACAAAAUAGCAAGGAAAUCAGAGGAACUCACAAAGACGAAAAUGGCCGCAUCAGAUACUCGCAUGAAGCACAUCAACGAAACUAUUCAGGCUAUUAAACUUCUGAAGCUCUACGCCUGGGAACAGAUGUUUAGUGACAAAGUGCUCGACGCCCGUAACAAGGAAGUCAAGGAAAUGUACAAACGAGCUGGCUGGGAAAUCCUCACUUCGUUCAUCACACAAGCAACUCCUGUGGCUGCGACGCUCAUCUCAUUUGGUACAUACGAGUUCUUCAAUAAUCAGCCGCUAACAGCGGCCAGUGCCUUCACAUCGCUUUCCCUCUUCAACAUCAUGGGGUUCCCGCUUACCGUCUUCCCCAUCCUGCUCCGUACGGCCAUCAACGCCGCCGUGGCGACCAAACGGCUGAAACCGUUCUUUGAGUCUUCAGAGGUCGAGGAACUGGGGAACCUGUCUCGUCCUGACAUCCAUGAUGAUGACGACGACGAUGAGGAAAGCCCGAACGGAACUGCAGAUGGAACCAUCGUCUCGGUACCAGACGUGAAGGUUUUGACUUUUAAAGAUCACAAGAAAAACCUCCACGAAACUGAGAAUAGUGUCGAGCUGAAGCAGCUUGUCGAAGGGCUGUCACAGUCGGACAUAGCAGAGGAUGUAGCUGUUGAGAUCCGUGAUGGCAACUUUUCCUGGGAGUUGGAGUCUGACAGUGCAGCACUCAAUGAUAUCAACCUGGCAGUACAGAAAGGAAAGCUGACCGUCGUUGUUGGGCAGGUGGGAAGUGGAAAGUCUUCCUUGUGUUCCGCUAUUCUCGGGGAGAUGAGAACCCUUUCUGGACAAGUCCUAUGGGGGAAGGAGCACAACAGUGUUGCCUACGGGGCGCAGAAACCAUGGCUUCUCAAUGCUACCUUGAGGGACAACAUCACCUUUGGACGACCCUUUGAUAACACCAGGUACCAGAAGGUGAUAUCAGCCUGCUGCCUGCAGCCUGACAUCGACAUUCUCCCUGGCGGUGACAUGACAGAGAUUGGAGAAAAGGGAAUCAACUUGAGUGGCGGCCAGAAACAGAGAGUCAGUCUGGCAAGAGCGCUGUACUCAAACAGUGAUAUCGUCAUACUGGAUGACCCUUUGUCCGCUCUGGACGCUCACGUCGGAGGUGAUGUGUUUGAGCACGGCAUCAUGGCACACUUGAUAAACGACGAGAAGCGGACAGUGGUCCUGGUCACCCACAAACUGCAGUACCUGGAGGAGAGUCAGUAUAUUGUUGCCGUGGAGAAUGGACGGAUCCUGGCCCAGGGAACCAUGGAUGACAUACGUCAGUCCAACCCUGAUCUGUGUGACAGCUGGAGGGAGAUCAUUGCAAAGGGCAUCCGUGAGACACAGGAAAGGGCAAGAACUCGCACCAUCUCAGCGAGUAGCACCGCUAGUGGGGAAGAGGGAGAGGCGGACAUGUCAGCCGAGGCCGAGCGAGCUGCGCUGGUGAGGCAGAUCUCCCGCCAAAACUCACACAUGUCAUCCAUCAGGUCACGGUCCACCUCCUUCGGGAAGAAGGACGGUAAGGAAGAUGAGGAAGACGACGAGGAUGAGUUGGAUGAACAAAAAGCCUCAAAAGAUGAGGAAGAAAAGAAGGCGGCUGCGGAGGGGAAACUAGUUGCAGAUGAGGAGCGAUCGGUAGGAUCAGUCAAAGUGCAGCACUACCUCACCUACGCCGCAGCCUGUGGGUCCAUCAUUGUAAUCUUUGUCCUGCUGUCUCAGCUGGCUAAACAAGGGUUACAGGUUGGCAUUGACUUCUGGCUCUCAGCUUGGGCUACAGCAGGCUCUGCUGCUCUGGCUAUGAACAACACGGCCGUCAAUCAAACCUUUGGAAAUGCCACUCAGGCACCUCCAGCUGUAGAUGUUAAUUAUUACAUCAUAGGCUACACAGGACUGGCGCUGGCAGCCAUCACCGUAACAGCCUUCGCAUCCGUCGUUACGAUUCUGUCCAUGAUCAAAGGGGCCAAGAAUCUACACGAGGCAAUGGUCCGGAACAUCGUUCUUGCUCCAAUGCGAUUCUUUGACACAACUCCUACCGGAAGGGUGCUGAAUCGCAUGGCAGAGGACACCGCAACCAUAGACUUGCGUCUACCGUUCAUGAUGGAGCAUCUGAUCCGCGUGAUUCUGCUUGUGUGCUCGGCUCUUCUCGUCAACGCCGUGGUGACGCCAUUUUUCCUCAUCGGUGCGAUUCCGAUCAUCAUCCUUUACUUCAUUGUGCAGAAGUAUUACCGUGCAACGGCCAGGGAAAUCCAGCGUCUGGACAACAUCAACAAGUCCCCUGUGUUUGCCCACUUCUCAGAGACACUUGGAGGACUGACUACCGUUCGUGCCUACAGGAUGGAGAAGAGGUUCAGUUCGUCCAUCAUGGACAAACUUGACCGGAGCAACACCCCGUUUUACUACACUGCCGCCACCGCCUGUUGGAUAGGAUCCAGGCUUGGGUACAUGGGAGGCACCAUUGUUUUCCUGGCCGGUCUAUCUGCCAUGUUGGCCGCCAUGUUUGGAACAGUCUCCCCAGCUAUGGUUGGCCUGUCCAUCACCUACGCACUCAAUAUCCAGAUGUACCUCCUGUGGGUUGUGCGUGGCUACGCAGAGGUGGAGAUGAUGAUGAAUUCUGUGGAGAGGGUGGACCAAUACUCAUCCACACCAACAGAACCAUACCACAAAGAUGGUAACGUCAUCCCCGAUGACAACUGGCCAUCUAAAGGAGAAGUGUCCUUUGAAAACGUCUCCGUCAGGUAUGACAAAACUCUGGACCCGGUUCUGACUGACGUGUCGGCAACAAUUGAAGCAGGCGAAAAGGUCGGCAUUUGUGGACGCACGGGAAGUGGGAAGUCAUCAUUGACUCUUGCUUUAUUCAGGAUGAUCGACAACUUCAAAGGAAAGAUCACCAUAGAUGGGAUUGACAUCAGUCGAGUCCCGCUGACCACCCUGCGGUCACGUCUGUCCAUCAUCCCGCAGGACCCCGUGCUGUUCAGCGGCUCUGUCAGGUACAAUCUGGAUCCGUUCGACAAAUGCAGCGAUGAAGAGCUGUGGGAGGCUUUGGAGAUCGCCCAACUAAAGACCGUGGUAUCAGAACUACCCAACAAGCUAGAUGAGGCUGUUUCUGACGGCGGAGAGAACUUCAGUGUUGGCCAAAGACAGCUGUUCUGUCUGGCCAGGGCUUUCGUGAGGAAAUGCCGGAUACUCAUCAUGGAUGAGGCAACUGCUUCCAUAGACAUGGAGACGGAUUCCACUCUACAGAAUGUAAUCAAGACGGCCUUCCAGGAUCGAACUGUCCUCACCAUUGCACAUCGUAUCGCUACUAUCCUGAACUCUGACCGGAUUCUUGUGCUGGACCAAGGCAAAGUGGUCGAGAACGACACUCCAAAGAAGCUUCUGAAGCAGCCAGAUGGCCUCUUUGCAUCACUAGUUAAAGCCAACAAAUAGUUAUUCUGCUGGGAUAUGAUAUGCAAUGUCUAUUCCAAUGAUGUAUUCAAGUGUUGCAUUGAGUGUCUCUUCACCAUGCUGUGUUUUGUGGUAUUAUGCUGUAGCGCACAAAACAUCUGGAAACAAUGCUUUUUAAAAAGCAUCAAGUUUAGAUAGUUUUCAAUAAUUCAUGAUCUCUCUGAUGCAAUGGAUUGAAAACAAUUGUGUCUAAGAUUGCUGUCACACUACAUUUAUGAUUGUGUGCAUUAAAUGUAACAGAUUACUUGGGACCAGAAAAUAGUUAAGAAUAUAGAUAUGGUGUUUGCGAUAUGUUUUGCUUAAGUUGAUAUGCACAUUAAGCAAUUCAAAAGAUAUCAUUAAGUAACAUCUCAAUGUAUCCAAAUAUUUCUUCUCAUCAUAUUAUUCAGGAAAAUUUAAUACUUUUAGUUAGUGUUUUACUAACACGCAUUGUUAUAUGAUGCUACAACU